UCGCUAUAUUUUCUCUCCUCGAGUCUCUCCUCGGACCCUCAAAAAUCAUCCCGCUUGUUUUGAGUUUCUGUGGCUUUGUUGUAUUUACUAAUCUGUCUCUGCAGAACAACACUAUAUCAACUGCCAAGGCCAUGACAACACCUGUGAAAGCCCGUAUCGAGCAAUCAUAUUUGAAAUGACGUCUUCUAAUAAAAAGUGGUCCAGCAGCGCCCCACAGCGACAGAGCAGCGGCGCUACAGUUGGGAGGAGCCACGUCACAUCAUUUACAGUGUCGGUCUCCGGCUGAAUGUUAGAGUGUUAUUUCUACUGUACUCGAGCAACAUGAGCGGAAGAGUUGGAGAUCUGAGUGUGAAGCAGGCAGAGACUUUGGCACAGUUUCGGGAGAAGGUUCAGGACAUUCUGCCUAAGUGCCCAUCUCAGACUGACCACUUUCUGCUCCGAUGGCUCCGAGCCAGGAAUUUCAAUCUACAGAAAGCCGAGGCUAUGCUGCGCAAGCAUGUGGAGUUUCGGAAGCACACGAAGGUUGACACCAUCACUACAGAGUGGCAAGUGCCGGAGGUAAUAGAGAAGUAUCUCUCAGGUGGCAUGUGCGGCUACGAUCGUGAUGGGAACCCGGUAUGGUAUGAUAUCAUCGGGCCUAUGGACCCUAAGGGUCUGAUGCAUUCGGCGACCAAGCAGGACUUCAUCAAGUCUAAAAUCAGAGACUGCGAGAUGCUACAGCAGGAGUGUGACUUACAGAGCGAACGGUUGGGCAAGCAUGUUGAGUCUAUAACUAUGGUCUAUGACCUUGAAGGUUUGGGAAUGAGGCACUUAUAUAAACCUGCUGUAGAGACUUAUGGAGAGAUUCUCACUAUGUUUGAGGAUCACUAUCCAGAGGGACUCAAGAGGUUAUUUGUUAUCAAAGCACCCAAACUGUUUCCUGUGGCUUAUAAUCUGGUGAAGCAUUUUUUGAGUGAGGACACUCGUCGUAAGGUCAUCGUCCUGGGAUCAAACUGGCAGGAGGUGCUACAGAAGUACAUCGCCCCUGAGGAGCUUCCAGCAUACUAUGGAGGCAAACUGACCGACCCUGAUGGUGACCCCAGAUGUCGAACCAGGAUUACAUUUGCAGCUGAGAUACCGAGGUCUUACUACGUUCGAGAUGCCAUUAAAACAGACUACGAUCACAGCGUGACGAUCGGCCGUGGCUCGUCUCACCAAACGGAAUAUGAGAUACUUGCGCCAAACUGUGCGCUGAGGUGGCAGUUUGCCUGUGAUGGUGCUGAUAUAGGUUUUGGUGUCUAUUUGAAGAAGAAAAUGGGAGAGUGGGUGAAGGCCGGACAGAUGAAGGAGACUGUGCCAAAUCAGCGCUACAAUGCACACCUGGUACCCGAGGAUGGAUCACUCACCUGUCCAGAACCAGGAGUGUAUGUUCUGCGGUUUGACAACACUUACAGUAUUUUCCAGUCCAAAACGGUCAGCUUCUCAGUGGAGGUCCUCUUACCUACUAAUGUCAACCAAUCAGAGUCUUAGAAAUGCAACGACAACAUCAACAAGCAGCAGCAGAUAACUGAGAUUGUCAAACUACUUCAAUGACUGUUACUCUGCUGCGUAACAAGCUAUUAAACGCUUUUACAGUAUAUACUGCAUACUUCACUAUAUACUUCACUGAUUAUCGUGCAAUGACAGGCUGUAUUGUCCAACUAAAUGCCUGUGUGAUUUUUUUAUACUUUACAUUUUAAUUUCUACUUACUGUCUUACAUUAAUGAAGUGUUUAUUAUUUAACUCCACUUACUGGAGCGACUGUAUUAUGACUCAAACAUUACACUCAAAAUCUUUUAGUGUAUACAGUUUUAUUCAAGCUUGCCUGUCACGAAUAGUUUUUGAUUGCUUAAACGAAUGUUUUGGUUUUAUUUCACAAAUGAAUUCCUGAAAUGAGACACUCAAAUAAGCCUACACAUGUCUCAAACCUUGGUCUGAGAUUAAAUCAUGAUUAACUUUAGCUUGUUACGUUGAUAAAACACUUUUCUGUUUACAAAAGAAUACUCGGAUCAUGUUUUAAUUUAUAUCUUUGUUUCUUGAAAGCUCAUUGUUGCUUUCCACAAUUGUAAAUCAUUUUGUGAAAUGUUGUGUAUUCAAGAGUUUUACCUCAGGUACUGUCUAUGUGGCCCGUUUUUGAUUUCACCGAUGUUAUCCGUUUUGUCGGCGUGCAUGUGUGUUUUUCUAUCUUUGAUUUUGUAACAUUAAUGUAAUUUAUGAGUAAUAUUGUAUUAGUUUUUAUUAAUUUACUAUUAGAAAAUGUAUUAAAGUGGCUGAAGCAUGGUCA
Messenger RNA from Triplophysa rosa, 2302 nucleotides. RefSeq names its product SEC14-like lipid binding 8 (gene sec14l8). The record is from RefSeq and is a predicted model, not a curated record. Gene Ontology annotation, cellular component: cytoplasm. The transcript has 12 exons. Lineage: Eukaryota; Metazoa; Chordata; Actinopteri; Cypriniformes; Nemacheilidae. The coding region runs from base 322 to 1509 and encodes 395 amino acids.